This is a messenger RNA of Haliotis rufescens (red abalone), 1634 nucleotides long. RefSeq lists its product as uncharacterized. The transcript has 3 exons. Lineage: Eukaryota; Metazoa; Mollusca; Gastropoda; Lepetellida; Haliotidae. Bases 103 to 639 code for a protein of 178 amino acids. The record is from RefSeq and is a predicted model, not a curated record.
GAGCCAGCAUCAAUACUUGGUAUAAAAGUGGCGCAAGUUGUUCACUCUUCCAUAGACAUCAUUAUCCUGUUACAACGAGAACCACACAGACUUACUCAGACAAUGGCAAUGGUGGCAAUAGUUCUCGCCCUUACUGUCCUGUCGACACAAUCGGUGCGGGCAAUGAGAGCAGUCAGUCAACGAAAUGAGACACAAGAUCAAGUGAAGACCGAAAUCUCAUUUAGCCACUCAGCAGCCUCUUUUCCGGAUGCUGAUGCUGCGCAUGUGUAUGAGCACCACAGCUCUGACAUCCAGUCCGCGAUGAAGUCUACAAGAUGGCCAGAGAACACAGAGGGGGGUAGACAAGAUUCCAACUUGAUGAUGGAGGAGACGCAAGUACGUGAUGGCGGGAGGCAAAAGAGAGCAGCUAUAUUUGCUGCAGCAAUACCCGUCAUAGGGGAAUUCUUCCGCAGUAUCUUUCAGGGUUCAUCAAAUACUCCGGAUUGUAUGACUGAGGCCCAGUUGGAAAGAAAGUUUCAAGAAUACCAGCUGUUGAUGCUGGCAUCAGGAGCCAAGGAAAUCACAGGCGUGUCUGCAGUUGUCCUGUUUAUUGGCACCAGUGCCCUGCACGUGGUGCUGGCGCUCCAGAUGGGAUUCUAAGAGUCUAUGUGGAGGAACAAUGACCGACACAACACUUCAGUCGUAUAUACUUACAAGGCACACCUUUGUACAUAGCAGCAACAUAUUAAUGUCAUCUGUAAAUAUAAAUUAUUUGUAGUGAUUUAAAAGUUUUGAGGUGAUUUACACGUUAUUUAAUGUAAUUUAUUUAUUUAAAUUAUAUGGAGGGAGGUAUAUAGUUUUCACGCUCAAGUUACUGUAAACAGUUACUAUAAACGAUGCACAACGGAACACGGAACUUUUUAGUUCAUGCGAAUUGCCAAUUGUAUCUUGUUAAACAUUGAAAGAUUUCCUUACUUUCGGAAUCGGAAACAGUGAGUGUGUGGUUAUUACUUCAACUGGAUAUCAGUUAUAUACAUCCUGCCCACUACAUCCGGGGGAAAAGGCUGUAGCGUGGUAAUGGUGUUGGCAGAUCAAAUCUUCCAGGAAGAGCGAAUCUGAUCAGAUCUAUUUACAAAUCCUUGCGUCAUUAGAGACGCAUGCCAGAAAUACACAUUGAAACACAUUCUUCCAAUUAUUUGUCCGUGUGUGUAUCUAAAAAAUAACUGAAAAAAAUAAUCAUAUGACUGUUCCUUUCCGUUCGUGAUGUGUGAGAGUAUAGAGUGGGCUUUAGCGGUAUUCCAUCAGUAUAGAACAAAGAACCUUCUUGUAAGGGAAAUCGUUCUGUUUGACCCGCUAAUAUUCAUUCACAGAUAUCUGGAUGUGAUAUAGCUGGAAUAUAUCGGUAUAUCUGACUGCGGCGUAAAAUAAUAUUUUCCUACUCACUCUUGUGACAUCCAACCGCAAUGAUAUCGUCAGUGAAUCUGCUCGCUAGGAGGAAGAUCGCUGAGACUGCUAAUUGUGGGACAAGGAUCUGAUACAUAUUUAUGAUGUCGUCUGUAUCUUUAUACAAACCAUACUUGGCUACAGUUAGCAGCAAGUUGACCAUCUGUACAUGUUGUUUUUUUGUUGUAAAAAAUAAAUAUUGCUUGACAAAA